Molecule: messenger RNA, 1962 nt
Organism: Peromyscus maniculatus bairdii (prairie deer mouse)
Lineage: Eukaryota; Metazoa; Chordata; Mammalia; Rodentia; Cricetidae
Gene: Tlcd3b
Product: TLC domain containing 3B
Biological process (GO): ceramide biosynthetic process; lipid homeostasis
Cellular component (GO): endoplasmic reticulum; membrane
Molecular function (GO): sphingosine N-acyltransferase activity
Source: RefSeq, a predicted model, not a curated record
CUUUCCCUCCGGAACUAGAGGGAAACAGCGAAUUCUCGCCACCGCUGGCCCAGGAAGGGUGUUCGUUAGAUGCUGGAUGCCGGAGGAGGCAGGCUGGGUCCACUCCCUCUUCUGCAGAGGGGGAACUGCCUGCCUCAUCCAUACUGUGUUUCUAAACUUUAUUUUCUGGAGAGGGGCAAAGAAGGAUUAACUCCCCUGGUCCCAUGAAAAGGACAGAUGCUCUGACUAAAUGGUAACCGAGUCUCAAGACAAAAGCUUACACCGCUGUGCACCUGCGGGCUGUUCAGUGAAGACAAGAAGACUCUGACAAUGAAAGAAAGAACUGUAGAAGAGUCUAGAAGGUUCCAGUGAAACUCAGGUUCUGACCACCCCAGCUCCUGGCCCUACAUUUCAGGACAUGGCUCUGCUCUUCCUGCUGGGGUGUGCUUUCUUCCCGCUGUGCUUUGCUGGCCUCUGUUGGGGGCUUCAGAACCAAACCAACCUGCAGAUGGAGAGGCAAGAGGCUGUUUUGGUGGCGUCAAAGCUGGUGUCCUCUGUCCAAGCCAUCAUGGCCUCCACAGCUGGCUACAUAGUCUCCACCUCCUGCAAGCACAUCAUUGAUGACCAGCACUGGCUGUCUUCGGCCUACACGCAGUUUGCAGUGCCCUACUUCAUCUAUGACAUCUACGCCAUGUUCCUCUGCCACUGGCACAAGCACCAGGUUAAAGGUCAUGGAGGGGAAGACGGGACGUCCAGAGCCCUGGGCGGCACCUGGGCCGUGGUGCGUGGCUACCUGCACAAGGAGUUCCUCAUGGUACUCCACCAUGCGGCCAUGGUGCUGGUGUGCUUCCCGCUCUCGGUGGUGUGGCGACAGGGCAAGGGAGAUUUCUUUCUAGGCUGCAUGUUGAUGGCCGAGGUCAGCACUCCCUUCGUCUGCCUGGGCAAGAUCCUCAUCCAGUACAAGCAGCAGCACACGUUGCUGCACAAGGUGAACGGCGCCCUGAUGCUGCUCAGCUUCCUGUGCUGCCGGGUGCUGCUCUUCCCCUACCUGUACUGGACCUACGGGCGCCACGCCGGUCUGCCUCUGCUCUCAGUGCCCCUGGCCAUCCCGGCCCACGUCAACCUGGGCGCCGCGCUGCUCCUGGCACCCCAGCUCUACUGGUUCUUCCUCAUUUGCCGCGGGGCCUGCCGCCUCUUCCGACCCCGGGGUUCCCCACCACCCUCUCCUUGUCAGACUCAGGACUGAGGCUGGGGCCUGGGAACCCCCCCUCCCCAGCCCCCCGUGGAGACAGAGCUUUGGGGCCAGUGGGGGGGUGUGGGGGGGUGAGAGCCAGGAGUCCCUUGCCUUGACAGCCCCAAGACAGAAGGACUCAGAACAGGGAGCAGCAAAACACCCUCAGGAGCUGAGGGCGGAUGACUGGAAGGGCAGGGAGAGAGAGGACCCGGAUGAAGAGCCCCUCCCGGCCUCUGUGCUAACAAAAUGAAGGGAAGAGAGUGUGUCAGACAGUGUGCCGAGGUCUGGAGAGCUGGGCUCAGUGGGACCACGGAGUCGAGGGACACGGGGGGGUGGCCCCGCCGCCAAGGACAUCCCAGCUCUGCUGCUGCAAGCUCCUCUCUGCUCCCCAUCACCUGGGAGAAGGAAGACACCCUAACUCAUCCCAUGUGGGCCAUGAGAAGGCAGGCGACCCCCACAGCUCCUUCCUCUGGAGACCAAUCUGAGGAACCUUAUUUAUUUAUUCGCCUAUCUCUAAUUUGUUGGGGUGCGGGGAGGGAGGUGACUGCUCCCCUACAACCCCCCCAGUGCUGAGCAACCCUGGGGGCAGGCACGGGCACCAGCCCCUUCUGUUAGGCUGCACAUUUUGCCCUCGGGCCCUGGCUUGUCCCUGGUGCUACAGACCUCUCACGGCUUCCUCCAGUCUGGGGUCACAGACCCUGGGAGGUGCUUUUACAGACCGCUAAUAAAGACGAUCUUCGUGAACGCCA